Messenger RNA from Mustela erminea (ermine), 3126 nucleotides. It is a transcript of the gene ZFP64, whose product is annotated as ZFP64 zinc finger protein. The record is from RefSeq and is a predicted model, not a curated record. NCBI's taxonomy places the organism in Eukaryota, Metazoa, Chordata, Mammalia, Carnivora, Mustelidae. Gene Ontology annotation, cellular component: nucleus. The transcript is spliced from 9 exons. The coding region runs from base 620 to 2557 and encodes 645 amino acids. Gene Ontology annotation, biological process: regulation of gene expression.
GGGGACCCGCCCAGCGCUCUGCCGAUCUGCCCGCCGCUGAUGCUCAGCUGGGGUUUCUCCCCAAGCCCGCCGCGCCCGGCGCACCCAACCCCCAACCGCAGCUCGACGCGGUCCCCUCUGCUCGAGCAUCCCGGCGACCCGGGAGCGACGCCUUGGGGACCAGACGCCCAGGGCGGCAGGUGCAAAGGCGCCCGAGCCGGGGAGGCCAAACGCGUCCGCCACAACCGCAGGGGUGCGGGCCCGGCGCCGGCGGCCGCAGCUGGGGGUGGGGGCGCAUCCCGAGCCGCCCGCGGCUGCCCAACCCACAGGGACGUUUGCGCGCGGUCCAGAUCCCGGGGGAUUCCGCGGUCCCGGCCCGGGGGGCCCGGGCAUCGGGAUUGGCCCGCAGCUUCCCCGGGGAGCCGCGGAGGCAAAGCCAGGCUGGGGCGGCCGGGCCCGGCCAGCGCCCUCUAGGCAGCGGAAGUGGAGCUUGCUUUACAUCCGUCCUCCCCGCCUGGCGGAGUUGGGAGAAGGAAGGCUGGGGGGUGUGGAAAAAUAAAAGGAAAAGUCCCUGCACCAUGUAGAUCAGCGCCCCCCACCCUGGCACCCCGGCCGGCCGGGGACCUCCCAGUCUGUGGCCAUGAACGCGAGCAGCGAGGGCGAGAGCUUCCCGGGCUCGGUGCAAAUCCCAGGUGGCACCACAGUGCUGGUUGAGCUCACUCCGGACAUCCACAUCUGCGGUAUUUGCAAGCAGCAGUUUAACAACCUGGAUGCCUUUGUAGCUCACAAGCAGAGCGGCUGCCAACUGACCGGCACGUCCGGGGCAGCCCCCAGCGCAGUCCAGUUUGUAUCCGAAGAAACGGUGCCUGCCGCCCAGACUCAGACCACCACCAGAACCAUCACCUCCGAGACACAGACGAUCACAGUUUCAGCUCCAGAAUUCGUUUUCGAACAUGGCUAUCAAACUUAUCUGCCCACGGAAAGCAAUGAAAACCAGACAGCCACUGUCAUCUCUCUCCCUGCCAAGUCCCGUGCCAAAAAGCCCACAGCACCACCUGCUCAGAAAAGGCUUAACUGUUGCUAUCCAGGUUGCCAGUUCAAGACUGCCUAUGGUAUGAAGGACAUGGAGCGUCAUUUAAAAAUUCACACUGGAGACAAGCCCCACAAGUGUGAGGUCUGUGGCAAGUGCUUCAGCCGGAAAGACAAGCUGAAGACCCACAUGCGGUGUCACACGGGCGUGAAGCCCUACAAGUGUAAGACGUGUGACUACGCCGCGGCCGACAGCAGCAGCCUCAACAAACACCUGCGGAUCCACUCGGACGAGCGGCCCUUCAAGUGCCAGAUCUGCCCCUACGCCAGCCGCAACUCCAGCCAGCUCACCGUCCACCUGCGGUCCCACACAGCUUCAGAAUUAGAAGAUAAUGUUCCCAAACCAACGUGUCCCUCCACGGACAGCAGUGAUGCCCAGAAAGCCCCUGCCUUGGCGCUUCCCUCAGAGUCCAAGGAACAAACGGUGACGCUCGGAGAAAGGACCUUCAACUGUUGCUAUCCAGGUUGCCACUUCAAAACUGUCCACGGUAUGAAAGACUUGGACCGCCAUCUGAGAAUCCAUACGGGAGACAAACCCCACAAGUGUGAGUUCUGUGACAAGUGCUUCAGCCGGAAAGACAACCUGACCAUGCACAUGCGUUGCCACACCAGCGUGAAGCCCCACAAGUGUCACCUGUGUGACUACGCCGCCGUAGACAGCAGCAGCCUCAAGAAGCACCUGCGGAUCCACUCGGACGAGCGGCCCUACAAGUGCCAGCUCUGCCCUUACGCCAGCCGCAACUCCAGCCAGCUCACCGUCCACCUGCGGUCCCACACAGGGGACACCCCCUUCCAGUGCUGGCUCUGUAGCGCCAAAUUCAAAAUCAGCUCGGACUUGAAAAGGCACAUGAUCGUGCACUCGGGGGAGAAGCCUUUCAAGUGCGAGUUCUGUGAUGUCCGCUGCACCAUGAAGGCGAACCUCAAGUCUCACGUCCGCAUCAAGCACACGUUCAAGUGCCUGCACUGCUCCUUCCAGGGCCGGGACCGGGCCGACCUCCUGGAGCACAGCCGGCUGCACCAGGCCGACCACCCCGAGAAGUGCCCCGAGUGCAGCUACUCGUGCUCCAGCGCCGCGGCCCUGCGCGUGCACAGCCGCGUGCACUGCAAGGACCGCCCGUUCAAGUGCGAUUUCUGCAGCUUCGACACCAAGCGGCCCAGCAGCCUGGCCAAGCACAUUGACAAGGUGCACAGGGACGAGACCAAAACGGAGAACCAGGCCCCGCAGGGCAAGGAAGGGCCCCGAGGGAGCGGCUCCCAGCACGUGGCCAAAAUAGUGACCCAGCGGGCCUUCCGCUGCGAGACCUGUGGUGCCUCCUUCGUCAGGGACGACUCUCUGAGAUGCCAUAAGAAGCAGCACAACGAGCAGAGCGAGAACAAGAACUCGAACUUGGUCACGUUCCCGCCCGAAAGCAGUGCCUCGGGGCAGCUGGGCACCCUGGUCUCCGCGGGGCAGCUGGACACGUCCCUGGAGCCCGGCCAGUGCCUCUAGUUCAGCCAAAGAGGCUGGUGGGCUGGACAGACGCCGGACAGACGCUGCAGUGCAGCCCUCCGAGGGGAGGCCAUGGAGCCAGACUCGUGUCCCCAGCUCUGGGGACGGAAUGCUCCAACUUUAUAAAGUUGGCCUCGAGGCCGUGGGCUGCGGUCACCAGCCUGAGAGCUGACGCCAAAGCAGCUCGGUGGAGGCUCCCCUCCCCGUUGCUGUCUCCCCUCCAAAUGUCGGCUCCCCAGGUUGACCCCGUGGUUCCGAGGUGGGGUGGGGAGGUCCGUCGCGCACCCCUCCGUCCCGUAGGGAUGGUUUCGUGAUGGAGGCCGAUCCUAAAACUGACCCACCUGCGAUGGAAUUACGAAACUAUUUAGACCACGUGGGGAACUAAACUGAUGUGUAUAGUGGGAAUGGUUAGGACGGCCGCGGGGGUACGCUCCGUGGAGGACCUGGGGGCCUCUGGGAAGUUCUGUUUCUUAACCUGGGUGGUGGUGACGAGUGUUUGCCUUACGCGUUCAUGUGGUUCCUUUUAUCAUUGUCUUAUAAUAAAAAGGCAGACUGUGCUGUAGAAUGAG